This is a messenger RNA of Mercenaria mercenaria, 9960 nucleotides long. RefSeq names its product titin homolog. Gene Ontology annotation, molecular function: protein binding; calcium ion binding. Lineage: Eukaryota; Metazoa; Mollusca; Bivalvia; Venerida; Veneridae. The coding region runs from base 161 to 6190 and encodes 2009 amino acids. Gene Ontology annotation, cellular component: cytoplasm; plasma membrane. The record is from RefSeq and is a predicted model, not a curated record. The transcript is spliced from 18 exons. Gene Ontology annotation, biological process: endocytosis; endosomal transport.
UGAGAGUGACACGCUUGGCCUGUCAGUGUUAAAAGUUUAGGAUUUAUUUACAACGUUUAUGUUCUGUGGAAAUUAUAUUCGUAAAUUUUCGGAUUUAAAAUGUGAAAAUUAAAGUGUUAUUUUGUGUGUUUUUCAGCACUGUGUGAGGUUUAAAAGGAGCAUGAGUUCUUCAGAAGAUCAGAAUUUAUGGAAGGACUGUAUUUCGCCACAAGAAAAGAUUCACCAUGAGCUGUUGUUUUACAGCCAGGGACCAGUGGAUGGUUACCUCUCUGGUGAGCGUGCCAGAGAUUUAUUCUUGCAUUCCCGACUUCCACUGACAGUUCUAAGUCAAAUCUGGAACCUAGCAGAUGUGAGUAAUGACAAUGUGCUCAGUGUGGAGGAGUUUGUGCUGGCCAUGCAUUUAAUACUGAAGGUCAAGGAUGGACUACCUAUUCCAAGGUCACUGCCCAAACAUCUAGUCCCAAAGGCAAUCCCCUCACCAGACGUAUGUGAGAUAUCGGACAAGGAAAGGACUGCUUACCAAAAUGUGUUCAAUAAAAUCUCUCAGGACCAGAUCGAUGCAAUUCAAGGAAGGCAACUCUUGUUGGAGUCUAACUUACCAGUGGAAGAGUUGUCUCAAGUUUGGGAUCUGUCAGAUAUGAACAGAGAUGGACAGUUGGACAGAAAUGAAUGGAAUGUUUCGUGUCAUCUUGUCAGACAUUUAAAACAAGGUGGAAAGUUAAAUGGUCCAGUAAAUGUGUUUCAGUUGAUACCACAAUGUUUUUCUCCUGUCUGCUACCAGGCCAGGAAACACAGGGUUGAAGAGUACAAUAAAAAGAAGCACCAGCUUAUGACACUGAAGGAAAAGAGAAAAUCACAGAUUGACAGUGAAUCUAGGAGGCUUGAACUGUUAAAGAAAAGAUUUGCUUUGCACAAAGAACUUUACGAGUGUUCUAAAUCUUCAGAAGGUUUAACAGUACCAGAGGAAGAGUACAAUCUGUAUAAGGAGAAAGAAGAAAGUAACAUUGAGAAAGUAGAGGCUGUCAUUUACAGAUUAAAGAAAGAGCACGAAAAUAUUCGACAGCAGACAGUGAAAGCUAUACUGGGAGAACAGGGUAGUUUACAGGAGGACGGUAGACUAGCCAAGCUAGAACAAGAGGAGGUUAGACAGAAGUUAGCUACCUACCAUACCAAAGCAACGAAAGAUCCAGACCCAUUUCAUCAACUGUAUGAACUGAGAAGAGAUCAGAGGAAGCGCAGCACUCUUUCGGAAGGAGAGGAACCAGAAGUUCAUUUUCCAUUUAAAACAAACCCUUUCAACAAGGAAUCUCUUCAACCUAAGUUUUCUGGACAAUCUAUUUUUGUAUCUCCCAAUCCUUGUGUAUUCAACAACAAUAAUAGUCAUAAAGAAGCAGCCAUUGUAAAAGAACUGUGUGGGUUCGGAGAUGGUUUUGUAGAGAAGUGGAGUGCAGGGCUUUCAGAUAGUGAACCAGGCUAUGAUCCAAUAUUCAUGUCCCUAAAUGUGCCAAUGGAUGCACGUAGCUGGUCAGGUGUUGGCUGGUCGGAGACGGGCAGUAAAAAUGUGGAGCUGUUACACCAGAAACUCGUAGAUCUAAAAAUAGAAAUGCAGAAACUAAAUGAUGAUAAUGGAGGGCAGUUAUUGUUUAGGAAUCCAGAGGAAUACCUUGCUAGACAGAAAGCUCAGGAAGAAGAAGAGAAGUUGGAAAAGAGCAGAUUCCAACGACGUUAUGCCAGUGAUAAAAGAUCUGACAAGGAUGUAGCUAAGAGAAAGAGUUACGUACCUCCUCGUACAGUUGAUGACGAAGCCCAGAAGGCAGCAAGGGAAUAUAGGCAGAAAAGAAGGUCUUUAAAUUUUGAUAAGAGAUCUGAUCAUUCUGAUAAAUCAAACACUGGCAAAGCCUCCGAUUCAAGUAAUGCUCAAAAACAUUCUAGUUCAGAGAAGAAAUCAAAUGAAAAACCAUUGAAAAUUGCCACAGACAACACUGACAGUUUUUCUCCUGAGAGUGCAUCUUCACCAAGAACAUCGAAAACUGGACCAACUUCUCCAAGAUCAACAACUUCCCCACCUCGUCCAUCAACAAAACGCAAGGCUGCUCCCCCGCCGCCAAUUUCUACAUCCACAUCAUCAGCUGCUCCUUCAGUAACACCAGUGUCUCCAUCUGCUUCAACAACAGAAUCACCCUCAUCCCCACCAGUACAACAGGUAGCAGUGGAGGCUUCCUCUACCAAACCUGUCCCUCAGCCUAGAUCACCUCACUCUAAAAUACCAAAGCCAGUCACAAACCAGGAGUCACAGAAUUCCAAACCAAGCACACCUCAAAAUAGCUCUGAACCAGUUUCAUCAGUUCAGGGUGAAAAUAAGUCUAGCACACCACAUGAGAUUCAACAGCCUAGUAGGCCACCAAGAAGAAAGAAUAAAUCAUUCUUGCAUGAAAGUUUUGAAAAAGAACAAAACAGAAAAUCAAAGGAAAUAGCCGUGAAUGUUGAUAUAAAGAACAGUCCUGCAGAAUCUUCUGUUGCAAUAAGUAAUGUGCCAGAAUCUAAACCUGGUGAUAUUCUCCCAGAACCAGAUUCUUAUAAUGAUAAAGAAGACUCUCUUCUAGAUACAAUAAUAAAAGAACUACCAGCUUUUCAGAGGGAGAAGCCAGUUAAAGAUAUUGAAAUAAACCAUACAACAAAGGAAGAAGUAUUACCAGUUAAUGGAACAGUUGAAGAGGUCAUUGUUGCAAAUGUUGAUUCAAAUGUAGAAUGUGAGAUUAAACCUGUAAAAGUAGAUAAACCAAGAGGAAGAUUGAUUGAAUCUUACGGUAUUUCUAAAAUAGAAUUCACAGACAAGCAAAUAGAACUUGACAGAGUUAAUGUUGAUGACAGUGAUGAUGAAAAGGAAUUGAUAAUUAAUGUUCAGAAACUGUCCUAUAGUGAACGUAAAGUUUCAUUAGAGUCUGAUGAACCAGAUGGAUAUAAGGAACAUAUAAAACCUGUAGCUUACAAUAAGAGAGGUGAAGAUUUGCAACAAGCAUUUGAAAAGAUUAUAGCAUUCCCUGAUAAAAGUAAGCUUAAAGAUACAAAAGACACUUUAUCAAUAGCUUCAGAUAUUUCAGUUUCUUCUGCAGGAUCUGAAGCCCCACCAUUACCAGAUAGUGCCCCACCUCCUCUACCUUGCAUUGGGAAUUCAGAUUUGCAUCUAUCAUCAUCUUUGAGUGAAGUUAAUGAGGUUAUUAAACCUGAGGUAACUGAGAAAAUUGAAGCCAGUAAAUUACCGCAGACAGAAGAAUCUGAAAAAGUUGAAGUUAUCGAGACAAUAGAAUUGAAAGAAACUAAAGAAGUUGAAACAAAUCCAGAAAUGUCUGAAAUUCCUGAGAUUACAGAGAAGGCCAGUCCGAGGGAAGUUGUAAGUCCAAUAAGUGACCUGAAGGCUUCAAUGUUCAGUAUGCGUGUGACAUCUCCAACCAGAGAUAUGACUGGAGAGAUACAAACAAAUGGAGAAUUAACAGUUGAUACAGAUAUAGGAAAGAAAGGAGGCAGUUCAGAUUCAGACAUGUCUGAUGAUGAAGAGGCAUACACUGUUACAGGAACAUUUACACCAGGAGAGAAAGUAACAAAAGACGUUCCAAUAGAAACCAGUGAAGAGGAUGGUGGCAUACAGCUCAUUUCAUACAAUGCUAAAUUGAACAGUCCUAACAGCGAUCAGUCUGGUCCAGAUUCUGCUUUCGAGGACAUGCAGUCUAGCAUGACCUCUAAUGAUCCACUGAGCAACACCAUUGACGAAUUCUCCCCUGAAGAGUAUGUCACGGCAGAAAAAGUUGAUAAGGUGGAAAGUACUCCUAAGAUGGAAGGGAGGUCAUUCGUUCUUGAGUUUGACACCGACAUGCCAAAAAGUGGGCCUGUACUUAGCCCGACUGGUAACAAGGACUUUAUGGUAAAGGCUCAGCAGUUUGCUGACUCUGUACAGAGACCACCAAAGAUGACAGUGAAACUAAAGAGAGAGAUUCAAACUCCACAGGACCUUACUGAUGAGAGAUACCUACAGCUGGAGGCGGAAAGGCGGGCUGUCAUCAGUUCCAGUACUGUGAAGAAGAAGAAUGUUGUGGCUGCUACAUACGAAGAAGAUGCAACUGUAGACUGUCCACAAUCUCCUGAACCUGAAGAAUCUAUACAGGAAUGGCGAUCUGAAGUGAGCAAGCGUAGCAACAUUCCAUGGGAGGAGAAACCAGAUAAAGUCAAUUUGUAUAGCGAAAAUAUCAUACAGGAAACAGAAAACACAGAAGCUGUUGAUCGAGAAUCUAUUGCAAAUCUUUCCAAAGCUAGACAACAGUGGGAAACUAAAGCACAGACAACUGAAGAUUCAACGCCCAGAAAGCAGAAACAGCCACAGCAGGUGCGUCACUGGGAAGUCAAACUUCCUACACCAUUAAAAAGAGUUCCUGCAGACGUAGUGCGCACCACUAAUCAAGAUUCUGAUUCAGAAUCAGAAAACAUGGCAGACACUGAAUAUGCAAAUGAAAGUGCUAUUGAGCGAGAAAUUCGUCUCGCAAUGGAGCGUGAAGAACUGCUCAAAAAAGAACAAGAGGAGAGAGCCAAUUUACAAGAGCGCCAGGUGUCAUCGGUGAAGAAAGAACAGUUUGAGAAAAUUGAACAGAACAACAACAAGCCAACAUAUCAUGAAAUGACGGAGGCGGACCGAGGGUCAGAACUUCAGCAGCGGGAGGAACUAAUACAACAAGAAUUGCAGGAACAAGAGGAACGUGAGGCUGCAUACAGGGGAGAGACACGCACUUACGAGGACUCCAGUCAUUCCUCUGCUGAUGAAGAUGAGAAUGCUAAUGAAAGCAUCAUCGAACGUGAAAUACGUCUGCAACAAGAGAGGGAGCGGGAACUAGAGGAACGGAGGAUGCAGCAGGCUCGCACAAAUAAACAGGAACCAGUCACUGAUGAUGUAGUAAAAGAGGAAACUGUAACUGUAGAAUACACUGAACCAGUCCAGUCUACCCCACCCUCAACACUGACUGAGACCCCAGUAUCUACACCAGAUGACCUCAGUGAAGCAGAAGACCAGGCUGAGGUUAGACCAAAUGUUCAAUCAAGAAUUUCGUAUGAGGAAGCUAUUUCUAGUGCUGCUCAUGAUGGUGAGAGUUUGAUUGCUCGGGAAUUAAGAGAGGCACGGGAGAGGGAGGAGGAACUUCACAGACAGCGACAAUUAUUGGCAGCGGGAAAUACCAGUAAACCUGUUACACCUAAACAAACAGCAUCAACGAAUGUUAAAGAACCAGUCUCGAACAAAACUGUUGACAAUCAGAAAGCAACUUAUCAGAAAGAUGUGUCACCAUUUAAACAUGAACGUAGACAGUCUACAGAUUCACUUUCUUCAGGCCAUAGCAGUGAAAAACCACAAAAUGUCACUCCAAGAAGUAUGCGAGUUACAGCUUUCGGUGGUGGUGGCAUAAUGGGAAAUCUUACCUACGAAACCCCAGACAAGCCUAAACCAACAAAGAGACAAGAAACUCCUAUUGAACGUGAAAUUAGAUUAGCUAGAGAAAGGGAAAAUGAAUAUAGAAUAUCUAAAGGUCUUCCACCUCUUAAAGAUGAAAAGAAAAUUGAUUAUGAUAUUGUUGAAGAUAAAGAAGAAGAAUUGACUUUCAAAAAAUCCUCAUUCUUUCGUCCAACCCAUCACACUAAAGGAGACAAUGUUCAAAAGUUUGCUUCCUCUAGAUUACAGAAGGAAAUUAAUAAACAAACUGCUUUAGAGAAAAAAUAUCGUGAAGAGGGAAAAGUUAUAUCAACAUCGGAAGAUCACCUUGGAUUGCUUAAAUAUUCUGAUAUUGCCACACAGGAACAAACUGCUGUACCCAAAAGAAACUUUAGCAUUACGCGUAAAGGUGCAAGCAGUGCGCCCAUUAGUGAACAAAAACAGAAUGGGACAGCAGUACCCAAAUCAUCAUCAAACAUCCCCGAGCAGCCAGCACCAAAAUUUAGUCGCAGCACUUCCAGUGGUGGAGUAACAUUUAGUUACAAGGAGUCUAGACAUAAGGCUGAAUCUAAAAUUGAACAGGAGCUGAGGGAGAUGAGAGAAAGGGAGGAGGAAUUAAGGAGUCAGAGAGCAGGUUCUGGUCUAGUUUCCACACACAGUCCACGGAGCCCUGACACCACUAGUGUAGUUAACAAACGUUCACAGUUUGAGCAAACCUCAUAGCCACUUGAAACAUUUUUCUACUGCUAGGAAAUUUUGUGUUCAUUAAAUUGAAAUGUGAUGAAUCAGCCUGUGGAAUGGUCUUUCAAAACAUUUCAUUCUAUUAAUGGGACCUUCCAUUUGAUGUCUGUGCCUUAAAAGAUUUGUUUUGAAGAUGAUACAAGAGAAUGAACAAAAUACAGUUUACCAUAGUUAUACUGUAAUGCAAUGAAAAAACACAUGAAAAUAGCAUAUAUACAUUAAGUAUAUGUGAGAACACUGUAAACUUCAGUCACAUUCCAACAUUUGGAAUAUUUCCGUUAAGGUUAGACACUUCAACAUUUGGAAUAUCCACAUUAUGGUUGCCCACCUCAGCAUACGGAAUAUUCCUGUUUUGGCCAGACACUUCAACAUUUGUGACAUCUUAAUUUUGAUCAGAUGCCAGUUUUGGACUACUAUAUUUAGCAGUUGAAACUUAUGUGCAGAUGUGAAGUUAUUUGUUUAUUUUGUCAAAUAUUUUUUUACCAUACCAGGUGUUUUGAAUGAUAUUGCACUGAAGUCGAGUACUACUGUAAACAGAAUUUGCCAUGAAUAACAGUAUUUGCAGGAGAAGUAGAUUUUGGUGCUGUAGAAAAGUAAGAAAGUAAGAAAGAUAGAGUAUUAAUAAAUAGUGCGAAGUAGCAGCUGUAUACUGUAGAGAAUAGUGUAAAUACCAUGCUACUAUGUGAAUCGUCACAUUGAAAGGUACCAUCGUAUUUAAUUUUACAGUAUGUUUGAAUAUUUGUUACGUAAACUAUACGUAUUUCUAAAUGCUGAGAGAAUAUCUCGUGUUAGAAUGUUGUAAAAAGUAUGUUGACUCAAAGGGUGGAUCCAGAGCGGGGUUUGACGCCUCUAAAAUCAGGCAAGCAUAUAUUCUUAUAGCCAAAGUUGCGACCUCAUUCAUUGAAACAAUGACAUUUUCAGCUCUCUUUGUUCACAAAACAUAUCAGUAGUAUAUGUAACUGCUGAUGAGGAAUGACAGGACAACUGUUAAAUUUAAAAGAUAUCAUUUAAAUGAAGUUCUGAAAAUAUUUAGCCCGAUGUUUGUCAAUUAUAUAUCAGCUUGAAGUAUUUGUAUAUUUGUGAACAACUUUUCCAGGAGGAUAUGUUCCAAACCUCCAUAAUCCUGGUUCCACCCCUGAACUUAAAAACUAAAUUACUACGACUGUGUUAUCAACAUUAUGUCAUUUUUCUACAGAAAGUUAUUUUGUUAGGCAGGCCAUUAAAUAUCUUGCAUUAAAGUGUAUUUUUCAUUUUACAAUUAAAUAAAAUUAGGUUUUUCAUAUUUAAUUAUAUGCAAUGUUGAUUGUAAUUGUGUUUGCAGAAAAUUUUAUUCAGACUUUUCAAAUAUAUAUAUGAUAUUGUAUUUCCAAAUUGUGGCCAUUAUUUAAGUUUUGCUAGUUUUAUUAUUUUCUGGUAAAGCUUGGUUAUACAGAUUUAUAUGCUAUAAAGUUAGUGAUUGAACAGGAUGUGAAGCGUGUAAUAUUACAAUAAAAUCUUAUACCUGAGUGGAAAUUUGAGACACAGACAAGAAAUGACAGUGUAGAUUUCAGGAUUUUGUAGCCGACAGUACAUUCUGGUGUCUUAUAACAUAUGAGGAAGGUUACCAAGGAAACAACAACAAAAAUAUUAACCAUUAAAGGGAAAAAAAUAUGUUAUUAGCUUUGAUAUUUUAGAAAUUGAACAAAAAUACAAGACAGUAUUGCUUUGUUGCAUUUAUUGUGACAUUUAUCAUGUAUAGACAACAUAUGUUGCUACAGUCGGUGUAUGAAGCCGACUUAUGAAGAAUAUAACCAGGGUUUACUGUAUGUAGAUGUAUUUUCAUGGAUUAUUGUACAGUCUUUAAAGUCAACUAGGGGAAGAGAACAGAUCUGAAUACAAACUAUAGUUACUGCUUAUAGAAAUCAAAAUAUAGCCUAGAUAUAUUAGGCAUGGCUUAUCAGGUGUGAAAUUAAAAAUGAUUAGAAGCUGGUAUGUUAAAGUAGGCCCUUGUGUGUGAGAAUAUUAAAGCAUUGCUUGCUAGUAAGGUUAGUUUCUAGAUUUGAGGAUAAAUGGUGAAAGCUGCAGUUUCCUAGAAAAACCAGACUGCAUAUAGAAUGAAUCAUGAUCUCGAUGUAGAGGUGGAGAAAAUGAAUCAUAUUGAAAAGGAUACAUGAUGGUAGAGUUUGAUAUAAAAUUUAUAUCUGUGAGACAUUUAAAAACAACACUAAAAGUUUACAUUUCCCAUUUCAAUGUAUUAUUUUAUUUCAAAGACCGCUUCAAAAAGUACAGGUUUAAUCAAUUUACAUAGGACUUCAUUUUUAUCCCUAUAAAUUGGCUUUAUCAAUUAUGUACAUUUGUUUUGUCUCAUUUGUUUAUAACAAAAUUGUUGACUUUUAAAUACUGACAGAGAAUAAUGUUAAGGAAAUGUAAUCUUGAUGUGACAUGAAAACAUAAAGUUCAUACCAGUUUAAUAUCUUGUUGCCUAAUGAAGUUUACAAGUGUUUCAAAAUGUUGUUAUGUUUAAAUAUUUUCUGCCUCAUACUAAGGCUACUGUUUUAAUUUCAGCUAAUUGUUAGGUUGUUUUUGGAAAGAAUUGAAUUGUUUAAAAUAUCCAUGCCCCUGUUCACUUAUUACUUGAAUGGAAAAUUUGUUAAGAUUUAAAUUAUGAAAUAUUCAGAAAUAGCAGGAACAGAGUCGGUCAUACCCACCUAUAUUUAUAAUCCACCUGUUUACUUAUUUAGUGUGUUGAAGAGGAAUGUUGUAACACAUCAGAGGGUUGUAACAUUCAAGGUAGAUUGUAACAUUCCAGGUAGGUUGUAAUAUGCAUCAAGGUUGUAAUAUACAGCAUAUCAAGAAUUUUGCAACGUACCAGGAAGUCUGUUACAUACAAAAGUUCUAAACAUAUCAGUAAGGUUUUAUUAUACCUAGAAGGUUGAAACGUACAAAGAAGUUUGUAACAUAUCAAGAAGUUUGUAACAUACAACAGAAAGUUGUAACACCAAGAAGGUUGUAACAUAGAUUUUUAAAUUUGUAACAUACAACAGAAAGUUGUAACACCAAGAAGGUUGUAUCAUAGAUUUUUAAAUUUGUAACGUGCAACAGAAAGUUGUAACACCAAGAAGGUUGUAACAUAGAUUUUUAAAUUUGUAACAAACAACAGAAAGUUGUAACACCAAGAAGGUUGUAAUGUAGAUUUUUAAGUUUGUAACAUACAACAAAAAGUUGUAACACCAAGAAUGUUGUAACAUACAACAACAAAAUGUUUUAACACACUUUAAUGUUUGUAAUGUACAGUAAUGAUUAUAAUGGGUGUGACUAUGCCCUUUUGUUUUAUUUGAAUUGUUCCAUGGAAAACAUAUCUAAAAUUUUGUGCCUUAUAAUAAAUCUUAUUUACAUUACAUUUGAUUUGUUUAUUUUAAUUUUUGUGUGUACAUAUCAUAAAUUAAGAUAUUUUUAAAACAUAUCAUUGUACUUAAACAAUAGAUUAUUUAAGAAAAACAAGGCUUUUUUCAAGAGAGUGUUUUCUUAAAAAAAUGAAAAUAUAUGUUUAAAAUAUAUAAUAUUAACAAAUGAUAAUUAAUUCAGUGAUUACAUGUAUGGUUGUGUGAUUUACAUAUUAUUAUUAAACACGUAUAUGCCUGGAUUGUAGAAAAUAUGCAAUAUAUUCAGAGUUAAUUAUUGUACAUAGUAUUUUAACAGCAUAUAAUCAUUUGUAUGUUGCCUUAAAGUUAAGAAUAUGUUAUAUUAAUGAAAUAAAGUAUACAGAAAAUUUA